This is a messenger RNA of Pistacia vera, 1637 nucleotides long. RefSeq names its product magnesium-chelatase subunit ChlI, chloroplastic. Gene Ontology annotation, biological process: chlorophyll biosynthetic process. NCBI's taxonomy places the organism in Eukaryota, Viridiplantae, Streptophyta, Magnoliopsida, Sapindales, Anacardiaceae. Gene Ontology annotation, cellular component: chloroplast stroma. The transcript has 3 exons. Bases 123 to 1394 code for a protein of 423 amino acids. The record is from RefSeq and is a predicted model, not a curated record. Gene Ontology annotation, molecular function: magnesium chelatase activity; ATP binding; ATP hydrolysis activity.
UCCUCUUAUCCGGAACCCAACAAACCAAUCAGAAGCCAUGUCAAGCUGUGAUAACCUCUAAACACACACCCCCACCCCCACCACCACCACCACCACCACCAAAACACCACUUGAACAUUCACAUGGCGUCGACACUCGGAACUUCUUCUACUGCUAUCUUGGCUUCUCGCUCUCUCUCUUAUCCAACCUCUAAGCCUACCUUCUCCUCUUUCUCCUUAGCCUCCGGGCUGAAUUAUGGGAGGAGGUUUUGUGGAGGAAUUGGGAUUAAUGAAGGUAAGAAGGGGAGGUCUCAGUUUGCUGUCACCAAUGUUGCUACCGAAAUCAACUCUGUUGAACAGGCCCAGAAGCGUGCAGCUGCUAUGGAGAGCCAGAGGCCGGUGUAUCCCUUUACCGCAAUAGUAGGACAAGAAGAGAUGAAAUUAUGCCUCAUAUUAAAUGUGAUCGAUCCCAAGAUUGGUGGUGUGAUGAUUAUGGGUGAUAGAGGAACUGGAAAAUCGACCACUGUUAGGUCAUUGGUAGAUUUACUUCCUGAAAUCAAAGUAGUUUCUGGUGAUCCAUAUAACUCAGACCCAGAAGAUCCAGAGUCCAUGGGGAAUGAAGUCAGAGAGAGUGUUAUGAAAGGGAAGGAGCUCUCUAUUGUAAUGACGAAAAUCAACAUGGUUGAUUUGCCAUUGGGUGCUACAGAAGAUAGGGUCUGUGGGACAAUUGACAUUGAAAAAGCCCUAACUGAGGGUGUCAAGGCAUUUGAGCCUGGCCUUCUUGCUAAAGCAAACAGAGGAAUUCUUUAUGUUGAUGAAGUUAACCUUCUGGAUGACCAUCUAGUGGAUGUUCUUUUGGAUUCUGCUGCUUCAGGAUGGAACACAGUUGAGAGAGAGGGUAUAUCUAUAUCACAUCCUGCAAGGUUUAUUCUCAUUGGUUCUGGAAAUCCUGAAGAGGGGGAGCUUAGGCCACAGCUGCUUGAUCGGUUUGGAAUGCAUGCCCAAGUGGGGACUGUAAGGGAGGCUGAGCUCAGGGUAAAGAUUGUGGAGGAGAGAGCUCGGUUUGAUAGAAACCCAAAGGAAUUCCGCGAUUCUUACAUAGCGGAGCAAGAGAAGCUCCAGCAACAAAUUGCCUCAGCUAGGAGUACUCUUUCUUCUGUUCAGAUUGAUCAUGAGCUAAAGGUGAAAAUCUCCAAGGUUUGUGCAGAGUUGAACGUUGAUGGAUUGAGAGGAGACAUUGUGACUAACAGAGCAGCAAAAGCUCUUGCGUCUCUCAAGGGAAGGGACAAUGUUACUCCUGAGGAUAUUGCUACUGUCAUCCCCAACUGUUUGAGGCAUCGCCUUCGCAAGGAUCCAUUGGAGUCAAUUGACUCUGGUUUACUAGUCAUUGAGAAAUUCUACGAGGUUUUUAGCUGAGGACGGAGGUUUUUAGAAUUCCCUUUGCUUCUGUUAUCAUUUUUACGGAGAUCUUUCUGCUAAUAGUAUUUUUGUCAAUUUUCUCCAAUUUUUCAUGAUAUGAUCACAAUUGAACUUUGGAAGUAUAGUUGAAAAUAUUGGUGUGAUCAUUAAAGUUGAUAUGACUACAUAUACGGUCUGUGAAAUUGUAAUGAAUUGGAGGGAGAAUUGUUAUUAAUGCAAAUUAUGCUCUUUGCACUUUUA